ACAACAKCUGAAACGAAUUCAAUAGAAUGAGCGCCAUCUUCGACUUUUCGAGCGUGCUCAUGAUCAUUUUGCUAACGAUCUGCACCACUACCUAUUUGAGAGAAUUGAGACCGGGAAUUUUUGACGGAAACAAGGUAUGAAGGGGAUGGUUUUGAAAUGUCUUUUUGUCUUGUGUUCUGUUCUAUUUCAUGUGCUAUCCGAUCCAAUUCAACUCAAGAUGCGACCCUGUAGUGCAAACAAUAGUAAAACGAAUAUGAUCAUUCUUGUCAAGUACGAAUGCGGCAAUUAUCCCAUGGUACUCGUAACGUCCUUGYCGAAUCACGAUAUGUCCAGGUAAUGCAUUCUUAUCAUACUCAUGUCCUAUUUUAUCAAAAUCGAUCGGCUGCUGUACUGCUCGUUCCCACAUAUGAUACGAUAAUACAACAUGAUACGAUAGCCACGUGAUCCAGCCAAACCAAUCCACAGCGAUCGAACCGGUUUUGGGGGUUUUUGUUGGAAGAUGAGCCGCAUCGGGGAACGGCUGUCUCCCUUUGUUGGAGCCAGUUGCAUAGUUAUGGCGUUUCAUGUUCUCCUCAAAUAAUCAAUAACUUUGGGAUUUGAUGAAUGGAUUGGCUUUCAAAACUGGCGUGAAUGCAAUGAAACGAAACAAAACGAAACGAGACGAACUUCUAAUCYAUGCAGAAAAUCAAGAAAGGAAGAUACAAGCCGUGAACGAAAGUCGAUAGCAAAGGGAAGGUGCASUAUUGAAUUGAUUAAUCAACUCAAAUUCGUUCA
This is a messenger RNA of Pseudo-nitzschia multistriata, 774 nucleotides long. NCBI's taxonomy places the organism in Eukaryota, Bacillariophyta, Bacillariophyceae, Bacillariales, Bacillariaceae. The record is from the annotation of a GenBank genome assembly.